This is a messenger RNA of Peromyscus californicus insignis, 1515 nucleotides long. RefSeq names its product endoplasmin-like. Gene Ontology annotation, molecular function: ATP-dependent protein folding chaperone; ATP hydrolysis activity; ATP binding. Gene Ontology annotation, biological process: protein folding. The record is from RefSeq and is a predicted model, not a curated record. Lineage: Eukaryota; Metazoa; Chordata; Mammalia; Rodentia; Cricetidae.
GAAAAAGAAAGAAAAGAAAAGAAACCGAAGACCAAGAAAAUUGAAAAAACAGUUUGGGAUUGGGAAUUUAUGAAUGAUAUCAAACCAAUAUGGCAGAGACCAUCCAAAGAAGUAGAAGAGGAUGAAUACAAAGCUUUCUACAAAUCCUUUUCAAAAAUCAUCUUUUCAAAGAAAAGUGAUGACCCCAUGGCUUAUAUCCACUUUACUGCAGAAGGGGAAGUCACCUUCAAAUCAAUUUUAUUUGUGCCCACAUCUGCUCCUCAUGGUCUGUUUGAUGAAUAUGGAUCCAAAAAGAGCGAUUAUAUUAAGCUGUAUGUACGCCGAGUGUUCAUCACAGAUGACUUCCAUGAUAUGAUGCCCAAGUACCUUAAUUUUGUCAAAGGUGUUGUGGAUUCAGAUGCUCUCAAUGUUUCCCGUGAGACUCUUCAGCAACAUGAACUCCUCAAGGUGAUAAGGAAGAAGCUUGUCUGGAAAACUCUGGACAUGAUCAAGAAGAUUGCCGAUAAGAAGUACAACGAUACUUUCUGGAAGGAGUUCGGCACCAACAUUAAGCUUGGCGUGAUUGAAGACCACUCAAACCGCACCCGGCUUGCAAAGCUCCUGAGGUUACAGUCUUCUCACCACGCAACUGACAUCACUAGUCUAGACCAGUAUGUGGAAAGAAUGAAGGAAAAACAGGACAAGAUCUACUUCAUGGCUGGGUCAAGCAGGAAAGAGGCUGAAUCUUCUCCGUUUGUUGAGAGACUGCUGAAAAAGGGCUAUGAGGUUAUUUACCUCACAGAGCCGGUGGAUGAAUACUGCAUUCAGGCCCUUCCCGAGUUUGAUGGGAAGAGAUUCCAGAACGGUGCCAAAGAAGGAGUGAAGUUUGAUGAGAGCGAGAAGACUAAGGAAAACCGGGAAGCCACAGAAAAGGAAUUUGAGCCUCUGCUCACCUGGAUGAAAGACAAGGCCCUUAAGGACAAGAUUGAAAAGGCUGUGGUAUCACAGCGUCUUACAGAGUCUCCCUGUGCUCUUGUGGCCAGCCAGUAUGGAUGGUCUGGCAACAUGGAAAGGAUUAUGAAGGCACAGGAAUACCAGACGGGCAAGGACAUCUCCACAAAUUACUAUGCCAGUCAGAAGAAAACAUUUGAAAUUAAUCCCAGACAUCCGCUGAUCAGAGACAUGCUUCGGCGGGUUAAGGAGGAUGAAGAGGACAAGACUGUCCUGGAUCUUGCUGUCGUUUUGUUUGAAACAGCAACACUCCGGUCAGGGUAUCUUCUACCAGACACCAAGGCAUACGGAGACAGAAUAGAAAGAAUGCUUCGCCUCAGUCUAAACAUUGACCCUGAAGCACAGGUAGAAGAAGAGCCGGAAGAAGAGCCGGAAGACACAGCAGAAGACACGGAGCAAGACGAAGAGGAAGAGGUGGAUGCAGGCACAGAGGAAGAAGAGGAGGCGGAGGAAGAAACAGCAAAGAAAUCUACAGCAGAAAAGGAUGAAUUGUAAAUUAUCUUCUCACCACGGAUCCUGUGUGGA